AUGCGGUUGAGGCAAUUCUGCGGGGUGUUGCGGCUGGCGUUCAGCAUGCUGAGCGGAAGAGACAGCUGCGCUAAUGCACCGAUCGGACAGGUGAACCGCAAGAACAACCCACGAUCGUCUUCCAGGCGCUGUCGCUACAGCAGAGACUCUUCUGCGACAUCUAGCGAAACCCACUACCAGUGCCUUCUGUACCAGCCCAACCCGUCUUGUCUUCGCGCCUCCCCAGCCCCCUCACUCUCACUGUCACUCGAGGCUUCACCGCUCGGAGUUCGAAACUUGGCACUCCGCACACUGCGCUCACAACAGGACAUCCCCCAAUUUUCAGAGGCGACGAUUCUCGGCCGACUAGUAGCCUGGUCAUCGUAUCUUUCGGUGCUUAGGACCUUGGCCUAUGAUUUCUCCGGGUUCCCUGGCCUCUGGGACGCAGCCAGCUCUCCUCCUAGUGCUCCUCUGCUCGGUGAGAACGCGGGCUUGCGCUUAGGUGUCAGCUUUUCGCUCCCUUGUCGCUGGCCUUCGCGCAACUCUCGUCAAAUUCAGCUUCACGGGCUUCGUUUGGUGGUUCUCUUUGGCGGGACUUCCCAGGCCUCAGGCACUAUCCUUCCGAUUUACUCUAACUCAGGGACCAAUGAUGGCUCUGGUGACUGGCAGCUUGACCUCUAUCGAUGGGGGAAUUGGAGGUCUUACAAGGAGAAUUUCUGCUGA
This is a messenger RNA of Coprinopsis cinerea okayama7#130, 702 nucleotides long. RefSeq lists its product as hypothetical. The coding region runs from base 1 to 702 and encodes 233 amino acids. The transcript is spliced from 4 exons. The record is from RefSeq and is a predicted model, not a curated record. NCBI's taxonomy places the organism in Eukaryota, Fungi, Basidiomycota, Agaricomycetes, Agaricales, Psathyrellaceae.